GUCAUAACUUCUAAAUGGUAAAUAUUAGAGCUUUCAUAUUGUACAUGAGCAUUUCUUUUGACAAGAUCUUUCUACUGGUACCAAGAUAAUUGAGGUCAAGAUGGCGUUCGAAAGAGAGUAAGCGUGUAGAUCGACGGGACCCUGAACUUGGCUGGAGUGGGCUAUAUUAGUGAUUUUCUACGGAUAACGUUAUGUUGUAAUGAAGAGGGGUCAGUUUCAGUGCAUUUCUUCAUAGUUUUGGACGCAAAAAAGUGAGGAUAAGUGGAAAAUUUAAGACUUUUUCUUUUUUCACCUGUGCAUUGUUUUUCACGCCUCGCUGAAUACUAUCUUUUCAAUACCUAAAAAUGUCUACCCCCGUGACACGAAGCGGUGCCGACCGUAAGAAGGAGAAAAUGACUCUAGAAAAAACAAAGGAAACAAAAGAAACCUCGGAGGUAAGCAAAUCGCUUGCACAGAUUCAGAGAGAUUUAACUGAAAUGAAAACUGAACUGAAAAAAACAAUCAAAGACGAUAUGCUGGAGUCAACAAUUAUGACGAUAGUGCAGAAAUUUUUUAGUGAAAACAAUAAAGUCAGAGAAAGGGAAAUGAUAAAAGAAAUGGACAAAAGAUGUGCUGAUAUUACAGAUAAUUAUAAUAAAAAGUUGGAGAAAAUGACUGCAAAUAUGGACAAUCUUGAAAAGAACGUGCAGAAUCUUACGGAAAAACUUGUCGAGUGUAAAAGAGAACUAAGAGUAACCAAGCAAAGUUUGGAGGAGACUGAACACACCUCUAGAGAGGCCCUCAGGCUAGGGAAUUCGAAUGAACAAUUCUCCAGGAAAAAUAACUUUAAAAUCAUGGGAUUACCCGAGAAACCUAGCGAAAAUACGUGGGGGGUUGUGAAAGAAUUCAUGAAAAACGUAAAAGUUCAACUUGACGACAGAGAACUAAUAGCGGUGCAUAGGAUACCUGGAAAUGGAGAGAUAAGGCCAAUCAUUGUUAAGGUCUUGAAUUCCAAUGUCAAGGCACGAGUAAUGAGAAAACGGUCGGAUGUGAAGAAUCUCGGAAAGGGCAAAAAACUUGUCGACGACGUCACUAAAGCGAACACAAGACUUAUUUCAGAGCUGACAAAAUUUGAGGAAAUUGACUCAGCGUGGUAUUUCAACGGUGCCGUGUAUGCCAAAUUAAAGUCAAAUAAUCCUAAGGUAAAAUUCGAUAUCACCGACGAUCUGCCGACUAAAAUAAAGAAAAACUCAAAAUAAUACUUUUCCGGGAACUUGGUAUUUUAUCGGACUGAACCUUACAUUUAACUCGCCCAAUAGACUUCCGGUAACGAGUAUCAGGUGUUUCACUGCAGAGUGUUAUUCUUGACCUGUUUAUUUCUGUUUUAUUUUAUUUUUUCACUUUUUUUCUUCUCAUGUUUUCUCUUGUUAUAUUAGGCCAUUACUGUGUGAAUGUAUGUAUGUAUGUGUUUCUACGAUUAUUGUUAUGGUUGAUACUGUAAAGGUUGUUACUAUAAACUGUCAGGGGCUUUCUACUCCAUCCAAAAGGCAAGAUGUUUUAAAUUUUUAUAAAACAAGAGGAUUUUCUAUUGUAUGCUUACAAGACACUCAUUUCACACGUGAUAUAGAGGCUUGCAUAGAAGCACAAUGGGGAUACAAAUGUGUUUUUAAUUCUUUUUCUUCCAAUUUCAGAGGUGUUGCAAUACUUUUUAACAAUAAUUUUGAACUUGAAUUACACAAAGAAAAGAAAGACUCCAAUGGAAACUUAUUAGCAAUUGAUUUAAGUAUUAAUAACAAUAGAACAACAUUAGUUAAUAUAUAAGGACCUAAUGUUGAUUGUCCAGAGUUUUAUGAAAAAGUACGAGAAUGUUUUAUAGAUUUCGAUA
Molecule: messenger RNA, 1864 nt
Organism: Ostrea edulis (European flat oyster)
Lineage: Eukaryota; Metazoa; Mollusca; Bivalvia; Ostreida; Ostreidae
Exons: 1
Coding region: 345-1238 (297 amino acids)
Source: RefSeq, a predicted model, not a curated record